This is a messenger RNA of Caretta caretta (loggerhead turtle), 6443 nucleotides long. NCBI's taxonomy places the organism in Eukaryota, Metazoa, Chordata, Testudines, Cheloniidae. The record is from RefSeq and is a predicted model, not a curated record.
AGCGGAGCGGGCUCCCCUCCCCCGAGAGAGGUCGGGAAAUAACUCGCCGGCGAGAGGCCGGGCAAAGCGGCCGCCGCUGGCAGCGGGGCUGACCCGGGGUGCGGGUCUGCAGGAACCGGUGUGUCUUGGAUCGCAGGGAAGGUGGCGGGUCCCAAAACAGGGAGGUUGCUGCCCCUGUCCCUGCUAUUUGCGAGUCCUGGGACGGGGAUCGAGGCCCCCUGAAAUUGGGCUGGGGGAAGAGCCAUCAGACCCAGUCCACAACUGAACACCGGGGGCAGCCUAUGAAACGACAGGGACGGCGGUGAGAUCAAAGGAAAAUCAGGGAUCCGGAGGGGACACCCAGCAGAGAACCCCUGACAGCAUCAGCUGCUUCUCCCAGGGAAUGAGAUGUUAAUUCUGCAGUAUUGAUGUUUUACAAUGCCUGAUCAAGACAAAAAGGUGAAGAGCACAGAAAAAGGAACCGAUAAAAAACCUCAAGGGAUCACUGCAAGGGAUUACUCUGAUCUUAAAAGACUUCAGUCUCUUUUAAAUGUCCAGUCAAGCAAACAGCAGCUGCCAGCCAUUAAUUUUGAAACUGCUCAAAAUACUAUGACCAAGUCAGAACAAUACACCAACAAGACUGAUGGACAAAGAAGCCGAGGUCAAUGGCAAGAAUCAACUGAAGCUGUUGAGCUUGAAAACUUUAGUAUGAACUACAGGAAUGAGAGACAUUUUAGCAAGCACGCUCAACACAAACAGUUUCAAGAGAUCUUUACAGCUUUGGUUAAGAACAGACUUAUCUGCAGGGAGUGGGUUAAUCGAGCCCCAUCCAUCCAUUUCCUGAGAGUACUAAUCUGUCUGAGAUUAUUAAUGAGGGAUCCAUGCUAUCAGGAAGUGCUCCAUAACCUGGGUGGGAUUGAAAACCUAGCCCAGUAUAUGGAAACAGUAGCAAAUGGAUAUCUUGGAUAUGGAGAAGAGCAGCAUAAUGUAGACAAAUUGGUCAACAUGACUUAUAUUUUUCAAAAACUCUCUGCUGUUAAAGAUCAAAGAGAAUGGGUUAUAGGCAGUGGAGCACAUAAAACUUUAGUAAAUUUGCUAGGAGCCAGAGACAGUAAUGUGCUGUUGGGCGCACUCCUUGCUCUUACUAGCUUAGCAGAAAGCCCAGAAUGUAGGGAGAAGAUCAGUGAGCUCGCCAUUGUAGAACACUUGCUGGUGAUAUUACAUGAAUAUGACUUGCUAUCUAAAAGGCUGACCGCAGAGCUGCUACGCCUCCUCUGUGCUGAGUCACAAGUCAAAGAGCAAGUGAAACUGUAUGAAGGAGUUCCUGUCCUGCUCAGUUUGCUCCAUUCAGAUCAUCUCAAGCUUUUGUGGAGUGUAGUUUGGAUUCUGGUACAGGUUUGUGAAGACCCUGAGACUAGUGUGGAAAUCCGUAUUUGGGGCGGUAUCAAGCAACUCCUUCAUAUAUUACAGGGAGAUAGAAAUCUAGUUUCUGAUCAUUCUUCUAUUGGGAGUUUAUCUAGUGCAAAUGCAGCAGGGAGAAUCCAACACCUUUGUUUGUCAGAAGAUUUAAGUCCUCAAGAAAUACAAGAAAAUACUUUCUCCCUUCAAGCAGCGUGUUGUGCUGCAAUUACAGAACUAGUGCUCAAUGACACUAAUGCUCACCAAGUAGUACAGGUAGGAAGACUUUAUUCAGUUAAGGAAAAUGGGGUAUAUACAAUAGCAAAACUGAUUUUACCAAACAAACAAAGGAAUGCAGUAAAAGCUCAUUUAUUACAGUGUUAUGCUUUCAGAGCCUUGCGGUUUCUCUUCAGUAUGGAAAGAAAUAGACAUCUCUUUAAAAGACUCUUCCCGACUGAUUUGUUUGAGAACUUCAUUGAUAUUGGACAUUAUGUUCGUAAUAUCAGUGCUUAUGAAGAGCUGGUAUCAAAGCUAAAUUCAUUACUGGAGGAGGAACUCAAGCAAAUUGCUGAAAGUAUUGAAAGCAUUAAUCAAAAUAAAGCACCAUCAAAAUACAUAGGCAAUUAUGCGAUUUUAGAUCAUCUUGGCAGUGGAGCUUUUGGAAGUGUUUAUAAGGUUAGAAAACAUAGUGUCCAAAAUCUACUAGCAAUGAAAGAAGUCAAUUUACAUAAUCCAGCAUUUGGAAAGGACAAAAAAGACAGAGACAGCAGUGUAAAGAACAUUGUCUCUGAAUUAACAAUCAUUAAAGAACAGCUUUCUCAUCCCAAUGUUGUACGGUAUUACAGAACCUUCCUGGAAAAUGACAGGCUGUACAUAGUAAUGGAGCUCAUAGAAGGGGCACCGCUGGGAGAACACUUUCAUUCUUUGAAGGAAAAGCAACAACAGUUUACAGAAGAUAGAAUAUGGAAUAUAUUUAUACAACUGUGUCUAGCUCUUCGUUACUUGCAUAAGGAGAAGAGGAUUGUCCAUAGAGAUCUCACUCCAAACAAUAUCAUGCUGGGGGAUAAAGACAAAGUAACAGUUACUGACUUUGGUCUUGCAAAGCAGAAGCAAGAAAACAGCAAACUCACAUCAGUUGUGGGAACUAUUCUCUACUCCUGUCCUGAAGUUGUAAAGAGUGAACCAUAUGGCGAGAAGGCUGAUGUCUGGGCUGCGGGGUGCAUCCUUUAUCAGAUGGCAACUCUGAAGCCACCUUUUUACAGCACCAACAUGCUCUCCUUGGCAACUAAAAUAGUAGAGGCUAUGUAUGAACCAGUGCCAGAAGGAGUCUACUCUGAAAAAUUGUCAGUUACUAUUAAAAGGUGCUUGACUCCUGAUGCAGAGACUCGUCCAGACAUAGUAGGAGUCAGUUCAAUGAUAUCUGAUGUGAUGAUGAAGUAUUUAGAUGGCUUGUCCACCUCCCAGUUUGCUUUGGAGAAGAAGCUAGAGCGCGAGAGGAGACGUACCCAGAGAUAUUUCAUGGAGGCUAAUAGGAAUGCAGUGACAUGUCACCAGCAGCUUGCCAUCUUAUCUCACGAGCAUUCUGAGAAGUCGAGCCUCAGCAGCAGCAGCAACGGAGCAGCCAGUUUCAAAAGUGAAUUUUCAGAAAGCACUGAUAUUCCAACCGAAAACUUUCAUCCAACAUGUGGAAAAGAUGAAGACAGAACAUGUGAUGAAAUCCUAUCAGAUGACAACUACACUUUAGAAAACUCUGAGAAAGAUGUCUUCUCUGAAUUAGAUGAUGAGCUGGACAUAUCAGAUAAUUCCAGCAGCUCCAGUUCAAGUCCUUUGAAAGAGUCUGCAUUUGGUAUAAUUAAACGAAGUUUCAGUGCUUCUGAAAGACAACCUCAGACAAGACCGGGAGAGAAGAGAGCUGACAGAGACAUCGCCCGGGGAAGCUACAAAUCAUCGUGGAGGGGGCCAGAUCAUAUUGGAUGCCUAGGAUCAAGACCAAGGCCAGCUUUGCUGCCUCUUGAUCUGCUUCUGAAAGUACCUACGCUCAUGUUCAGGGCCAACGUUAAGAAAAUAGAGGCAUCGUUAGUGACAGGGUGGCAGUCUUAUGGCCUUCCAGCUGUGGUUCUUCGCAACCUAAAAGAUCAUGGUAGUACUCAACAGUAACAUUUUGAAGUCAAACAAAUGAUAGGAGAGCUCAAAAUUCUGUAUGAGACAGAAACACAGUAUGUGAGUGAUCCUUAAGGAAACACUUUAAAAAUAUGAAUUCCAAGAAAAUUCUUCAGGGCUCUAUUUUGGCAUGCCUUUACCAGCGCAAAUUUCCAUUUCAUGCAGUGACAAUUUCUCCUGAGUAGGUCGUGCUGCAUACAGUCUUUUAAGUUACAGUAUGUUUGCACAUAUAUCAUCGUUGGUGAAGCAGUCUUGUAGUUUCAGAUGCUUUUUAUUCUCAUUGAUAUGAUUUAAAUACUCUGUGCUUCAGUGCUGAUACUUCAUAAUGUACAUUGUCACCUAAAUUCAGUUUUAUUUGAAAGAGAAUUAUUUUGAGCAAUUGGAAUACUGCUCUUCAUAGAAACUCUUUCAUGUACAUAUAGUAACUGUUGUUUCAUAGCUUUUUGGUUAUUAUGUCUGUUUUGGGAAUUUUAAUUAUGCAAUACAAAACACAAACUAUUGCCCAAUUAUAACAGUUACUAUUGUUUUCCUGAAAGUGUUGUAAUUAGAGAUAUACAAACUCUGUGAAUGCACCCUGUAUCCAGCCAGAAUGUCUCAAAAUCAUAAUGGUCUGUGAGGCAACACAACUGCCCUCAGGGUAAAUUAAAGAGAACACUGAUAUCUCCCAUUAGGUUUUAGGGCAUAGGUCUAAAGUAGACUCUAAAGCAUGUCUUAGAAAUACCUGCAUUGCAGAGAUAUAUGUCUGCUCCCUGGAUUUCAAUAUAUGUAUUUAUGCUCUUGAGUUGGUUUCCAGAUCAGAUGCCCAAUCUGGGAGAGCAGUUGUAUAAUCUUAUUUAAUAAGUUUUCCUCAGAAUUUUGCUGCUAUUAUCUAAUCUCCUGAGAGUAUGGAUCCAUACUGACAAUCUGCUGAUGACUAAGCUCUUUAUUUAAGAUCCAGAAGUGAUAAUGUGUAUGACUUGUAAAUGUGCAACAUUAGAAAGUCAGAAGUUGAAAUUGAUUUGUCAUGUAGGAAUUAUAGAACAUUAAAUCUGAUGUAUAUUAAACCCCCUUUAUACUAUUCUGGCAGGCAGAACAGUGUAGAGAGGCCUAUGUGAAAAUAAGAAUCGUGCCAGUGUUAAAUCAAUUGUAUCUUCUGACUUUCUGUGAAUCAAUUUUUGUUUGCAGAAGACAUAAUAUAUAGUUGUGUGCUUUAGUCUUUUAAAAUGGUCUAAAGCUUGGUCAGCAAUAUUUCUUCUACUGAUCCUUAAAGUUUGAAUUAAUAUUUUUCCAUGGAGCACAAAUAAAUUAUUAUGCCACUACGGUUCAAAAGGAGAUGUAUAGUACUCUUUAAUUAAUGAAAGACAGUUAACUUUUCAUUGUGGAGUCCAGAAAUCAGGGGUUUAGUAUACUCUGCUUAGUUCAUAGCUCAGCAAUACUAGUUCAUUUAAGAAGGCUUGUAAAUGUAUUUCCUCUCAAGCUGCCUGUGGCUAAUCUGUAUUUGAUAUCUCAUUGAGGAAGGGAGGGAACAAAUCACAUAAGAGUUUGAGAUUACUUGCUGACAAGCAAAUGAAUGUUUUUGCUUCAAAACAAGUGAACAGCCUUUUAACUGUUAUUCUUGAGGGAAAAAUAUUAAGAACAUUUAGUUACUUACAUAUGGGCACCAAGAGAAAAAAAUGUAUCACUGCACCAGGCAAUUUUGGCUACUACAUCAAAUUCCUAUGACAUACAUAUAUAAUAUAUUACAGCCUAUAGACUAUCACAAGAAUAAUGUUAGAGUUGUCUAUGUUGUAAUGACUUUUUUUGAGCAGAAGGCAUAACACUGUUCACCCUUUGGCUAUCAUGUCUGUUUUAGGAUAUCUCUAGGCUUUUUUGCAUUACUAUUAUUAUUUUUUCUAAGUUGGUUAAGUUAUUCUUACUCUAUCAUCCUGCUUGCCUUCUGUCAAAUUCCAGUUCUUCCUCAGUCUUAUCUCAGGGUGAAUGUUACUUCCUGAUUUCCAAGAGUGUGGUUCUUUCUCUCCAUUGAUCUUUUCCACAGUUCCAAACUCUCCCCCUCCCAGCUUGUCUUCAGAUUCUUACCAAGCAGUGUCUUGAAAUGCCCUCGUCAUCUUUGGGUACAUGUAUAGAGGGGCAAAACUUACCAUACAUACCAAUCCAUAAGUGAUUUAAUGAGUAUUCAUGACACAGCUCAAAAAUCCAAGACAGUAGCUUUGGGAGGAGAUACAUUCAUAAGCUCCAAUUUCCUGUUAGUACCUCUUUAUGCUGAAAGCAAUAUACUUUAGUAUAAUCUAUACACAUCCUCUUAUCGGAUGGUUUCACAAAGCUGUAAAUGAAAAAAUGUACAAUACAGUUGUAAUAUAAAUAAAUGUACCGUAGAACCUCAGAGUUACAAACUGACUGGUCAACCACACACCUCAUUUGGAACCAGAAGUACGCAAUCAGGCAGCAGCAGAGACAAAAAUAAAUAAGCAAAUACACUACAGUAUUUUGUCAAAUGUAAAGUACUAAAAAACAAAGGUAAAGUUUAAAAAAAAGAUUUGAUAAGGUAAGGAAACUGUUUGUGUGUGUGUUCAUUUAAAUUAAGAUGGUUAAAGCAGCAUUUUUCUUCUGCAUAGUAAGGUGCCAAAGCUGUAUUAAGUCAAUGUUCAGUUGUAAACUUUUGAAAGAACAACCAUAACGUUUUGUUCAGAGUUACAAGCAUUUCAGAGUUAUGAACAACCUCCAUUCCCGAGGUGUUCAUAACUCUGAGGUUCCACUGUAUUUUGCCUAGGCAAAAAUAUAGCACUAUGAAUGCAUAACUUCCUCUAGCUGUAUUUCAUGAAUGAUUCGACACUACAGAUUGACUAGAAUAACAGAUAGUGAUGAUCUAGCUUAAAAGGAAAGCAUGCAAAUCUAGUUAAUGUGUUCAUGCAAUAAAAUUGGAAAAUUCA